Molecule: messenger RNA, 957 nt
Organism: Oppiella nova
Lineage: Eukaryota; Metazoa; Arthropoda; Arachnida; Sarcoptiformes; Oppiidae
Source: the annotation of a GenBank genome assembly
AUGGAUAUCCUAAAGUACUAUGGACUAGUGGUCAUAUAUAAUAUUCUGUACACUCAGGAAAUGUAUAUAAUAUUCUGUACACUCAGGUUUGCCGGAAGCCAAGAGAGUAUACUUAACAUUGAUGUGGACCUGGAUGUGAACCAACACUACUGGCACCACAGGGGCCGCCAUAGGAACAGUAGUGGAGAUGAGAUAGAGGUGGUCCACAUACCCAUCUCAUCCCCUAUGGCCAGAAGCAAUCGGCGCCGGCAACACCGGUCACGCGGGGGCACCGGUAGUAACAGCGGCGCCAAUCAGUCACUACAGAGUCAGUCACCGUCUUCCUCGUCGGUCGCGGAUAUUGUGUCGGACGACGGGCUCACACCUAACCAUCCGCUGACACAACAGUCAAAAGCCGUCACAACUCAAGAGGAAGUGGUCGUCAAUAUAGCCGUCAAUAAUAGUGACGAUAAUAAGAGUAAGUCGUGCGCCGAAUGUCAUCACAACUGUGCCAACGCGAGCACCGGUAGUAUAGGUAGUGGUCUUCAUAUUGCUGUCGAUGAUAGCGCAGACUUUGAUGAUGAAAGGGACUGUCGUCAGCCCCUGUCGUCGACUGGUGUGACAGAGGGUAUGACAGUAGCAUCCGGUGCGGCGACAGCACCAGAAGUAUCGCAUAAUACUGACAGCAACACCACUGAUGGCAGUUCUUGUAGUUAUGAUCGUCUAUGCAGUGAUGAAAAGUAUUGACACGAAGUCUAUAUAUGUAUUUAAGACACGAUUUCUAUUUGAAUGGUUUUGUGUAAAUCAUGGCAAACACGGAGAAAUAAGUUUGACAUAAAAAAUAUAAGUACUUUUUACUUAAGAGCUAAAUAAACAGGAACAGCUAUUGAUUGUAAAAUAUGGUGUAUUUAUUGGAGAUUUUUAAGACUAGAAUAAUAUAUUAUAUAGUUUGGCGAGAAUCGAUAAAUUACAUUGGUG